UUUAUAUUCUACACCUACCAAACGCCUCUUUUUCCUAUUUGUGCGUGAUAAUGCUUAGCAUUGAAAAAGUGAUCCCAUGUUGUAAGGAACCCAUCUUAACAAUCUCGAUGGAAGGUUUAAGGAUUCCGGCGAAUUUCUCGUUUUCGUUUUCUUCUUCUUUCGAUGGGUUUUGCUUCGCCUCUGUGAAAACUCCGAAGCCGAGAUCGAAGAACUUUCACUCGCCUUUCCGGUUAAUCAGAAGAAAAUGUCUCUGAUUGGUACAGUGAAAGAUGCAUUUGACACCGUUACUAAAAGACAAAAGCUUUAUCACUCAGUUUCCCAAGUUGUCGCCGAUCGAGUUUGUGAAGGAGUCGUAGAGACAUUGAUUCGGAUCCUCUUAAAUAACAACGAUGGAUUAGUAGAGCCCCAAUCGUUUUUUAACGAGCUGAGGCUUAAGCUUGAUUCUCUUUCACCAGUUAUCCAGCUCCAAGGAUCACAAAAGGAAACCAACACGAGCCUUGGCAAAUUUGAGAAAGUUCUUGACAAAUCUCACCAUCCUGAUAUAUCCCGAGCCUGCAAGAGCAUUGAUUUCGAUACUCACCUUAUGAAUAAGAUGCUUGUCCACUAUUUUUACCGACAAGGCUUGUUCCAAGUUGGAGAUUGUCUUGUCAAGGAGGCUGGAGUAGAGGUAGAGGCAGACGCUAGAUCUCAGUAUCUAGAAAUCCACCGUUUAACGGAGUCAUUGAAACUCGGGAACAUUGAGCCUGCAAUGAGAUGGAUCUCUGCAAACCGAGAAAAGCUGAAGCAGAAAGGUUCAGAGCUGGAGCUGAAACUCACAAGUUUGAAGUACUGUGAGAUGUUAAGAGAAGGAAAUAGUGAUGAUGCCUUGAAGUACGCAAGAACCCAUUUUCCUCAAUUUGCAGGGAUGGUUUCUUCAGUAUGUUGGGACAAGAUGGCCAAAGAGCUAACCAAACAGUAUUACCAUCUCCUUGAUCAGCCAUCUAAUUCUCCGUUGGGAGUCGCGUUAUCCGCGGGUUUAGAGAGCUUGCCGACACUUUUGAAGAUGAUUCAUGUGAUGGGUUUGAAGAAAGAAGAAUGGGAAGCGAUGAAAGAGGUUCCAGUAGAUCUGAAGUUAGGGGAUGAGUUUCAGUUCCACUCGGUUUUUGUGUGUCCGGUGAGUAGAGAGCAGAGCAGUGAAGAAAACCCGCCAAUGAUGAUGCCUUGUCGUCAUGUUCUUUGCAAGCAAUCAAUCAUGAGACUCACCAAUAACUGCCGUUCUCGCAGGUUCAAAUGCCCUUAUUGUCCUGCACAGACUUCAGCUGCAGCAUGCAGACGAUUAUACUUUUGAAACAUUAUUUUGGUGAUUUUGCUCAGACUCAAAAAGAGUACUUUUUCUUGUUUCACUAGCUCAAUAAAUUAGAUGUGAACAAAGAUAUUUCUUUUGCUCGUUCUCCAUAGAAAACUUUCUUUUUUCUAUAGUCUCUAGUGAAACUCUUUGACAAGAGCUGGAUUGUGAAUCUUGGGAGCUAAGUUAAAGCAAUAAUCUAGUAAUA
Messenger RNA from Eutrema salsugineum, 1532 nucleotides. Its product is annotated as protein RMD5 homolog. The transcript is spliced from 2 exons. NCBI's taxonomy places the organism in Eukaryota, Viridiplantae, Streptophyta, Magnoliopsida, Brassicales, Brassicaceae. The record is from RefSeq and is a predicted model, not a curated record. Gene Ontology annotation, molecular function: protein binding; ubiquitin protein ligase activity. Gene Ontology annotation, biological process: proteasome-mediated ubiquitin-dependent protein catabolic process. Bases 245 to 1327 code for a protein of 360 amino acids. Gene Ontology annotation, cellular component: GID complex; cytoplasm; nucleus.